AAGCCGUCUGCUGAAGGGCUUCUUCUUCAGUGGUGGAGGCUCAGGCAGGCUGUAUACAAACUACUGCCAGCUGCUCCCUCUCUGUUGGACUUUGGUACUGCAUGUUACUUCCGCGAUUUAGAUCCGGGGCUUUUCAUAGAACAUCCGGGGCUUCAGCCCAAGUAGCCGGGCCUAACGUCGCCCCUGGUUUCAAGUGGAGGAGUUUAAGUAUCUCAGGGCCUUGUUCACGAGUGGGGGACAGAUGGAACAGGGACAGGCGAAUUUGCGCUGUGUCUGCAGUGAUACGGGCCUUGUACGUAUCUGUUGUGGUGAAUUUAGAGCUGAGUCAGUAGGCAAAGCUCUCGAUUUACCGGUCGAUCUAUGUUCCUACCCUCACCUAAAGUCACGAGCUUUGGGUAGUCACUGAAAGAACGAGAUCAUGGAUACAAGCGGCCAAAAUGAGUUUUCUCCGUAGGGUGUCUGGCUCUCCCUUAGAAAUAGGGUGAGAAACUUGGUCAUCCGGGUGGGACCCGCUGCUCCUCCACAUUGAAUGGUGCCAGUUGAGGUGGCUCGGGCAUCUUGUCAGGAUGCCUCCCUGGUGAGGUUUUCCAGGCACGUCCAACUAGGAAGAGACCCAAGAGAAGAUCCAGGACACACUGGAGGGACUAUGUCUCUCAACUGGCCAGGGAAUGCCUUGGGAUUCCCCAGAGGAGCUGGCCCAAGUAGCUGGAGAGAGGGAAGUCUGGGCUUGUUGGCUAGGCUGCUGUCCCCGCGACCCAACUCCGGAUAGGUGGCUGAAAUGGAUGGAUGGAACACAAAAAAAAUCUAAACUGUAUUUAAAUAAAUGUGAGUUAUAUUUAGACAGUUUGGCCCAAACAUUGUGACAUGAGAAACAAGAGGUGGAGCAUCAUAAUCCCCCUGUGGACUGAGUAUAAAAUGGUCUUAAGUCCUGGCUGGCCCUUACAGUGAGCCCCAGCAUAGCCGUCCACUCAUCUGCUCAUCCCAGCAGCUCACAACCAGCUACCAGGCUGCUCUUCGUCAGCCAACAGGAGUUUCUAAACCAGACAACCUACACACGCUUCACUCCUGUUAAAAUGAAUCUAGAGCCGCCCAAACCUGAGACCAAGUCAGCCACCCGAGUCUCUGGUGGCCCAGCCACCCGAGUCACGGGUGGCCCUGCCACUCCGCGUAAGGGUCCACCAAAGUUCAAACAGAGGCAGACCCGCCAGUUCAAGAGCAAACCUCCAAAGAAAGGCGUGCAGGGCUUUGGUGAUGACAUUCCCGGCAUGGAGGGCUUGGGCACAGACAUCACGGUCAUCUGCCCCUGGGAGGCCUUUAACCACCUGGAGCUGCACGAGCUGGCCCAGUACGGCAUCAUCUGAGCCGUCCCACAUCUUCCAGGAUUUCUCUGAGGAUUCCAGGCUGUGCACUUCAAACCACCUGCCUGCGGCUGUCAUGAAUCUGCAUGUGGAUCUAUUCUAAACAGGAAAUCACAACAAACUGUAACAAACAAACAAAAACAAAAAAAAAAGAAAAACAGGAACAACUAUGAAAAAAUAAUUUUCUGUUCUCUCUCACUGGAAUCUUCAGACUGCAAACACCUGCUUUGUGUCUCACUCUGGCAUCACUCUGUAGCUCUGCUCCUCUGUACACCCGAACUCUUCUUGCUCAUAUUUUCUCUUUUCUAUCCUCUUCAUGGACCUAAACAAGAAACAUGCAAGCGAGGCAGCCUCACUUUGCGUUAAAGCUGCAAACCCGUGGGGAGGGUGGGCUCCCGCUCCACGAGCCUCGGCGCCUCUUUCACCAUCGCAGAGGCUCGUUCCGUCGAUGCCGAACGUUUCAAAUCCUAAAUCUGAGUUCUGUAGUGAGCAGACGCCAGCUGGCCAUCGCUGAAUUUAACCUUCAGCGGGAUUCAUCCGAUUUUCCUCCAUUUUCGCUGCAUUCCUUUUCAAACAGAAAAGGUCGAUUCUCUGCAUCUAAGACAUCUGGUGCAUAAGGUUUGGUAGACAUUUAUCCUCGCUGCUCAGAUUGAGUGAAAUCAGUUUGAAAUAUUCAGUUAUUCACCACUUCUAACAGCAUUUAGUCAUUUCCACACUCUCAUUAUCAGCUUUCAUGUUCCUUUGUAUGAUUUUAGCACGUAUGUGUUUGCUCAUUAAGUAUUCUCUUUUUAUUGUGGUUCUUUGAGUUUAUUUUGUAUGUUUUUGCGCUCGUUAUCAGAAAUGUAGCCUUUUUGCACCUCGUCUUUCACCUGCCAUCCAUCAUUUUAUCUACAAAUCUUUCUGAAAUCAUCUCCAUCAUCCCCCUGUUGAGCCCUACAGUAACUUCAGAGUCCGCUGAAGACUUUUCCCUGAUGGUCCAAGGGGGCGAAGAGGUGUGGAUGGAUUUUAGUAGUGAAGAAGACAAAGAUCACAAAGAUCUGAUGCGAUGUGUAACAGAACUUUGUCCUCUCUACAGGACAACAGAAAAAUAAAGAAAAAAAUAAGUAAAAUAAAACUGAUUUUAUUUAUUUUGAGCAGACGGUUCAACAUUUAGCAGCGUUUGAUCAGGGGUGUUGUUCACUAAAAAAACCUAAUGCAUUCCCAAAUGAGAGUCAGCUCAGCUGUUCUGAAUCUUAUGGGCCAUUCCCAUCUGUACCGGGUCGGCCCGGGCCGGGUAGCGUAGGUUGUUUACAUAUCUGGGUGGCCUGGUAUUUUUCCGGGCCAACCGAGGCUCAUUCUCAGCCCUCUUCUCGAGGGGGUCUGCUUCAGGCCGAACAGGGCCAACACACCCACUGCUGACAGCAAAUUCACACCUUCCAUUAGAGCAAGCCUCUGAUUGGUGGGUAGAAUCAGCCCACAUGGGCUUAAGGCAAGGAUGUGUGGAAUCAACCGGGCCAGGCUGGGGCUACCCGGCCCGGGCCGACCCGGUACAGAUGGGAAUGGCCCAAAAUUCAGCUGCGACUGAACUGCAUCUUUGUAGACUUACACACAAAAUACAAACAGAAAACACAACUGCAGACAAGGUAAAAUAAACUAUUUACAUAUUUAUAGUUGUGAGUUUAUAUUUUUGUGUGCUUUGACCGCGUGCCUCUUCAGAGAAUCCCAUCUUGGAAAACUCGCCCCACAUCGAUCACAGCUAAAUGGUUUCUCUCCUGCGUGAACUACCUGGUGCAUUCUCAGAUGUGAUGACCGAACACAUUUUCCCCCACUUUCUUUACAAACGAAGCGUCUCUCUUUAGAAGAAACUUUAAGUUUUAAGUGAACUGGCUUUGGAUAAAUCUUUUAUCACAAGCAAAUGGUUUUUCUCCCGUGUGGAUUUUAACGUUUGCACAAACUUCCCUGUCGAGAACACCUUGCUCCACAACGACCACAGAUGAAAUGCUUCUCUCCCGAGUGACCCAAAAGGUGCUUGUCGAGGUCAUCCGGUGAUAGAACAUGAAGUUAGUUGGUCACAUGUAUUCUGUAAAUCAUGUUAUGUUGAUGACAACUAUAUAGGUCAUAAAGAGAAACAUGUUUUGUG
Molecule: messenger RNA, 3477 nt
Organism: Nothobranchius furzeri (turquoise killifish)
Lineage: Eukaryota; Metazoa; Chordata; Actinopteri; Cyprinodontiformes; Nothobranchiidae
Gene: pde6gb
Product: phosphodiesterase 6G, cGMP-specific, rod, gamma, paralog b
Biological process (GO): visual perception; positive regulation of epidermal growth factor receptor signaling pathway; positive regulation of G protein-coupled receptor signaling pathway
Cellular component (GO): photoreceptor outer segment membrane
Molecular function (GO): 3',5'-cyclic-nucleotide phosphodiesterase activity; cGMP binding
Source: RefSeq, a predicted model, not a curated record